CCCUUGCGCGCCUGCGCUUUUGGGCUGUCAGUCAGGGGCAGCGUGGGGAGCUCUGGGAGCGGUUGCGACGUGCUGGGAUCUAAGGUAAAGCCGUAGCUUCUGUCCUGAGGGGCCGCGCACGAGCUGGCUGAGCUGGUUUAUAAAAAUGGAAUUUCAAGCAGUAGUGAUGGCUGUAGGUGGGGGAUCUCGGAUGACAGACCUGACUUCCAGUAUUCCCAAGCCUCUGCUCCCAGUUGGGAACAAACCUUUAAUUUGGUACCCAUUGAACCUGCUUGAGCGAGUUGGAUUUGAAGAAGUCAUUGUGGUUACAACCAGGGAUGUCCAAAAGGUUUUAUGUGCAGAAUUCAAGAUGAAAAUGAAGCCAGAUAUUGUGUGCAUUCCUGAUGAAGCUGACAUGGGAACUGCAGAUUCUCUGCGCUAUAUAUAUCCAAAACUUAAGACAGAUGUGCUGGUCCUGAGCUGUGAUCUGAUAACAGAUGUUGCCUUACAUGAGGUUGUGGACCUGUUCAGAGCUUAUGAUGCCUCACUUGCCAUGUUAAUGAGAAAAAGCCAAGAUAGUUUAGAACCCGUUCCAGGUCAAAAAGGAAAAAAAAAAACAGUAGAGCAGCGUGACUUCAUUGGAGUGGACAACACAGGAAAGAGGCUGCUCUUCAUGGCUAAUGAAGCAGACUUGGAUGAAGAGCUGGUUAUUAAGGGAUCCAUCCUGCAGAAGUACCCUAGAAUACACUUCCAUACCGGCCUUGUGGAUGCCCAUCUAUACUGCUUGAAAAAAUAUGUUGUGGAUUUCCUAAUGGAAAACAGGUCAAUCACUUCUAUCCGGAGUGAACUGAUUCCAUAUUUAGUAAGAAAACAGUUUUCCUCAGCUUCCUCACAACAAGGGCAAGAAGAAAAAGAGGAGGAUCUAAAGAAAAAGGAGCUGAAGUCCUUAGAUAUUUACAGUUUUAUAAAAGAAGCCAAUACACUGACCUUGGCUCCCUAUGAUGCCUGCUGGAAUGCUUGUCGAAAAGAUCGGUGGGAUGACUUGGCCAGAUCACAGGUGCGCUGCUAUGUCCACAUCAUGAAAGAGGGGCUCUGCUCUCGAGUAAGCACACUGGGACUCUACAUGGAAGCAAACAGACAGGUGCCCAAAUUGCUGUCUGUUCUUUGUCCAGAAGAAUCACCAGUCCAUUCAUCAGCCCAGAUUGUCAACAAACACUUGGUUGGAGUUGACAGCCUCAUCGGACCAGAUACACAGGUUGGAGAGAAGUCAUCUAUUAAGCGCUCAGUUGUUGGUUCAUCCUGUCUCAUAAGAGACAGAGUGAAUAUUACCAAUUGCCUUCUCAUGAACUCAGUCACUGUGGAAGAAGGAAAUAUUUCAUUAAAAGCAAUAUAUGCUUCAUCUAGAGGGACAGCUGGACCAGGACCCUUUGAGAUAAGAAGCAACAUCCAGGGCAGCGUCAUCUGCAACAAUGCCGUGAUCGAGAAGGGAGCAGACAUCAAGGACUGUUUGAUUGGAAGUGGCCAAAGGAUUGAAGCCAAAGCUAAACGAAUGAACGAGGUGAUCGUGGGGAAUGACCAGCUAAUGGAAAUCUGAGUUCUGAGCAAGUUAAAUUUCUUCCUUUUGGCCCCCAAAACUCCAGAUGUUGGCUGGCCCACCUGUUUGACUUUGUAUUUAUUUCCUAAUAAAGAAAGGCUUCCAAAGACAUGCUGGAGAGUUGUGGAGCAGU
Messenger RNA from Ictidomys tridecemlineatus (thirteen-lined ground squirrel), 1706 nucleotides. NCBI's taxonomy places the organism in Eukaryota, Metazoa, Chordata, Mammalia, Rodentia, Sciuridae. The record is from RefSeq and is a predicted model, not a curated record.